GGCUCCUCCCCAACAACAGUUCCCGACCCUCCGACGAGAAUUCAAGCUGCCACAUUGAAGAGGAACAAAAAGGCGACCUGGCAGCGGUUUCUGCACUCCCUCCACUUUCUCCGGGUAGUCACGGGAUUUCAAUGUUCAGCCUGCUCUUUGGUUUCUGUGACGACUUGAGCCGCACCUAUAUGGCGUGUGUGAGCGGAGAAUUUUGCCAGGCACAGCACCUCACCUCCGCGGAGAAGUGAAUCGGCCGCCCCCCGAGGGACUACGCUACCCAGAAACCCCCCUGACUGCCAGCUCACGAGGAACUGCUGACUCUUCAAAAGGCCCCCCCUGGGAUAUUGCGUAGUCCUUGGCCUGACUGCCCCUGCGUGUCCCAACCAAUACGAAAAACCUUUGCGUUCCACUUUCUUCUCGGACAGCCAAUCACAAACAGCUCUCCUGAAUGGGCCGUCUCGCCAACAUGAACCGCCCCGCUGCAGUCGAGAUUGUCCACGAGUGCAUGAGGUUCCUCAUCACCCACAACCCUACCAAUGCCACGCUCAACAAGUUCACUGAGGAGCUGAAGAACUUUCACGUAAAUACGCUGGUGAGAGUUUGUGAUGCCACCUAUGAUAAGGCUCCUGUGGAGAAGGAGGGGAUUAAAGUUGUGGACUGGCCUUUUGAUGAUGGCGCCCCUCCUCCCACCCAGAUUGUGGACGACUGGCUCAAGCUUGUCGGCACCAAGUUUCGAGAGGAGCCUGGCUCCUGCAUCGCUGUACACUGCGUGGCAGGGCUUGGACGAGCUCCAGUCUUGGUGGCCUUAGCCCUCAUUGAGAGCGGGGUGAAGUACGAAGAUGCUGUGCAGUUCAUAAGGCAGAAGAGACGUGGAGCCUUCAACUCCAAACAGCUGCUUUACCUCGAGAAAUACAGACCCAAAAUGCGUCUGCGGUUCAAGGAUAGCAACAGCCAAAACUGCUGCGUGCAGUAGGCUGCCUGUCAGUGCAUCUUUCUUAUGCGCAUCUAGUGGGGUUAUCUUCCAUCAAGGGGAGAUUUAAUUAAAAAUGAAGAGUGCUAUCAGUAAUUAUUGUGAUGAUUUGUAAACACUGAGUCAUGGUUAUUUGAUCAGAGAGCAAGCCAGUGAUCGAAUGAAUGAAUGAAUCUAGAUCUGGGGAUCCACCAGCCGAACCAAUGAAUGGAAGGUCAAAGCACACAGAUAGGCCCGCCUCCCGGUUACACUGUUCAACCACGGGCCAGAAUUUUUGUCAACUCGAGUCCAUCCUGUUUAUUAUCUUUUUAUUUCAGUUGUAAUCAUGGGAUAACAAUUUUCCAUUUUGUGAAUUUUUUUAUUUUCUCAAGAUAUGGUGAUGAGAAGAUGUAAUGUCAAAUGAUACUCUGAUUUUUACAUCCACUAAUUAUUGAUAUUAUGAUUAGGCCAGAAUAAUGUACCUUUUUAAAGAGAAACCUUUUUAAACUUUGAACACAUAUUACAACUGUCCAUUUUUGGUAUUGGGGUGUUUGUUUUUUUGUUUUUUGUUUUUUUUUUGCACAAAAACUCAAAAGUUCACCUGAAAAUGCAGUAAUGUUUUUUUUUAUUUUUCCUCUUACCCUACACUUCACUUAGAGUCACUUUCAGUUUAGGGGUACACUGAGUUUGAAUAUGUCUGAGAUAUUUAUUCACAAGCUAUGAUAUGUGUGGCAGUUAUGAGUUUGGCAGGGCAAGGACAGUUUGUUAUCCAAUUAUUUUAUUUUAUUUUUUUAAUCCUUCGAGAGCCAUGUCUUUUUUUUUCUUUUCUUUUUUUUUCUCCAUUUAUUUUUUGUUAAAUCUUGUUGGAGUGCAAUAAUCAGUCCACCUCAGAAAAGCCCACCAGACCCUACUGAGCAUUUUAUACACACACAUAUAGACACACACACUUUACUCAUUCAGACAGACAGGUUAACAACGUUACCUGCCUGCAUUCAUAAACAUGGGCUACUAUGGGACCUCCCUAAAUAUGCAGAAUUCAACCCACUCACUCAGAGCCUAAGAUCCAACCUGAAAGACAACGCAGAGAAGAAUGAAAUGGUCAGUUUUUUAUUAUUGUACCCAUUUUGAAAACAUCCCCAAUUCGUAUUGGUUCUUUAAAGAUAAAUAAAUUGAAAUAAAAAGCAUUACGUGUC
Messenger RNA from Notolabrus celidotus (New Zealand spotty), 2133 nucleotides. It is a transcript of the gene ptp4a2b, whose product is annotated as protein tyrosine phosphatase 4A2b. The coding region runs from base 440 to 964 and encodes 174 amino acids. Gene Ontology annotation, cellular component: nucleus. Lineage: Eukaryota; Metazoa; Chordata; Actinopteri; Labriformes; Labridae. Gene Ontology annotation, molecular function: protein tyrosine phosphatase activity. The transcript has 7 exons. The record is from RefSeq and is a predicted model, not a curated record. Gene Ontology annotation, biological process: protein dephosphorylation.